Misgurnus anguillicaudatus (oriental weatherfish) is the source of this 4740-nucleotide messenger RNA. It is a transcript of the gene cplx1, whose product is annotated as complexin 1. Gene Ontology annotation, cellular component: SNARE complex; terminal bouton. Gene Ontology annotation, molecular function: syntaxin binding. Gene Ontology annotation, biological process: regulation of neurotransmitter secretion; synaptic vesicle exocytosis; neurotransmitter transport. Lineage: Eukaryota; Metazoa; Chordata; Actinopteri; Cypriniformes; Cobitidae. The record is from RefSeq and is a predicted model, not a curated record.
UAUUGUCGGGAUCGCAAAAUCACAUGCGUAGUAGUAAAACAACAUAGCAUCAUAACACAACCACGAUCGCGUUGGAGAGAGUCGCACCGCGUACUGGCAAAAAGGGAAGCUGCGAUGCGUUAAUAAUUGAUCGCCGUGAACGUGGGACGUUUCAGAUGGGAGCUUUCCAUGUGAUCCAGCGCGUGGCUUUAUGAGAGCAGCUGCAGUCCCCUUCAUAGACACACACUCACUGCCUCUCUGUGCACCAGAAACAAGGACGUCCUUCUUUUGCCUAGAAACCGGAGAUGUUAGAAACGAGCAUUUAAAUCCUCGCUGCAUCCGUACUGCCGAAGUUUCAUUUCUGGGGAGUUAAUCUGCUUUUUAAGAGCACUGAAAUCGCCAUACAGAUCUGACGACAAGGGACUACUUGAAAAGCUUAACCUGAAUGUAAUAUUUGGUUGAAGAAGGCAGGAAUAAAAAGCCAUCAAUCAUGAAUUUUGUUAUGAAGCAAGCGUUGGGAGGGGCGACCAAAGACAUGGGCAAAAUGCUGGGGGGCGAGGAGGAAAAGGACCCCGAUGCUGAGAGGAAGGAGGAAGAAAGACAGGAAGCCCUCAGGCAACAGGAAGAAGAGAGAAAGGCCAAGUAUGCAAAAAUGGAAGCAGAGAGAGAAUCGAUUCGACAGGGCAUCAGGGACAAGUAUGGUAUCAAGAAGAAGGAAGAGAAAGAGGCCGAGGCCCAGGCAGCUAUGGAGCAGGCGUCCGAGGGCAGUUUGACCCGUCCCAAGAAAGCAAUCCCUGCCGGGUGUGGCGAUGAGGAAGAGGAAGAGGAAAGCAUUGUGGAUACAGUCAUGAAGUUCCUGCCAGGCCCACUUCAAGAUAUGUUCAAUAAAAAGUAACAGUUUUGAUCCGUCGUACCGAAAACAUUGUCACGGAAUCUACUUUCUAUUUCACCUUUCUCGUAUUUGUUCUAAGAUCUCUGGACUUGAUCCGCGUGCCAACAUCUGUCUUUAACUGAGAGGUUAAAACAUAUGUGACAUUUUUUUAUAAAAAGUGUGUGCAUUAGAAAUGUUACAUAUGCAUGCUUACAUUGUUUCUCCGUUGAAAGACAAAUCAAAUGAGUCCAGACCUUAGAGCAAAUAUAUCCUUCAUGCUUCAUUUCUUUUCUUUGUAAAUAGCCAAUGAAAAAAGAACUGUAUGUGAAUACAGAUAAAUAUAUACAUAAAUUGAUAUAUAAAAAUAAACACUGACUAAAAGCCAUAACUUUAUCGUGGAGAGAUUUCUCCAGCUCACAUUUUGAUUGUUGCUCCAUGUGCUUUACCUAUAAAAUAGUCUUUAUAAAGUUUCAUUUGACAUCCGUUUAGUGAACUGGUACACAGUUUCAGCCAUCAUGAAUUGUAACAUUUGACUACAGACUGUAAUAUGAAAGAGAACAUAAGUUUAUAGCUUUGUUUUAUUUUUUAAGCAUGCUACAAUAUUUCAUUUAACAGUACAAUGUAUCCCAUUUCAUUCGACAUUUUAGGUGAAACGCAUUGAAAUUUAAGGCAAUAACUUGAUUUUGGAUUUUGUUUGGUGUUGGUCCAUACACGUCUAUGUAGUUCUUCCUAUAAACUAUAUAUAUAUACGUCCCUCAUUAUACAUCAUACUGUACAUACCAGACUGUAAAGUCUGAAUUUGAUCGAUUAAAAUGGAAUCAGAUAUAUUAGCUAAACGGAUCAGCUUGAUGUUACUACAAAUUGACUUCCUUGUGCUUUUGAGAUAGUGCAGAAUGUUAUGGGUGACAUACAACCACAAUUGGAUCAAUAGGGCUAUAUAUUAAUAUCUUCAUUGCUUUCAUCGCUGUACAAUAAAUCAAAGUAUUUAGUGUCUACAUUUAUUUACGUUAGCACUCACAAUGCGUUUGUGAGCAAACGUUACGUAAACAGACAGUGACAAUGGUGCAAUAUUUGUUUCGGAAUGAAGAUGUCCUGUGUCGGUUGGUUGAAUAUGGGCAACUGAACCCAGAUCAGCAAUAACAGACAAUCUUCAUGAGUAUAUAUAUAUCCAGCUUAUUUGCUUGAGAAUGUUUGUGUGCAGACGCGGUGUUGUCUUCCUAGUUUCAGUCUACGAAAUGAGCUUAGUAAACAGAGUAAAGGAGGAUGUUUUUAUUAUUUAUUAUAAGGUCAGCACGGGUCACUGCGUCUCUAAAUAGAGACCGGCUCUUAUUUUUAAGCGGGAACAUGUUGCUGCUUAGCGAUAUAUAUUUAUCUAGAGCUUUCAAAGUUAACCCACGUGAUGUUUUUGUGCAAGUGAAAUGAAAGUUUUCUUGUAAACGUAUGCGUUGAUGCGUUAACUAAUAAAAAUAUUGAUCGACAGCUCUACUUAUUAAGCUUGCUUGUUGCUAUAGUUCACGUAAGGCGCUGUUUUGGUUGUUUCGAACUGAUGAGAAGGAAAACAGCGGGUCUGAGUUCCUCAUUAAUGAGAAAAUCAGAUUUGGAAGAAUUAAACGAAUGUCUCCUUUUUUCUAAGAUUAAAAGUCAUGGCGUACUUGAAUAAGUAUGGUUGUAAGCUGUGAGUAUGGUCCAGCUACUGUAAAUUACUACAUUAUUCAUCAUUGAUUUGCGUAGAUCACAAGCUCAUCUCAAAAGUUUGUGUUAGUGGCAGAUCAUGUAUGUUUAAAUGUCAAAAAUAGGCACAUUUUACUAUUUAGAAAAUUGGGUAUUUGUAUAAUUGCUGCCAUUUUAUUGCUUUGAACAUUCCUGAUAUUCCAGACAUUCCAUUUGGUCCUAAAGAAUUUAUUGGUAAUAUUCAGAUGUAAUUUCAUGCGAAUAUGAGUGAUAAAAUUGUAUUCGGUAAAAAAGGUUAAAAAUGUAAAAGAUUUUUAUAGCACAUUGUCAAAGUGAUGUCAUAGUGUAGCUAUCUGUCCUGCCAACUACAUGCAACAAGAAGUUCAAUAUUUAUUCAUGUUUGUUAUACGAAUGUGCUUACAGAUUCAGACCGUGUCCUUCUAAAGCUAAACAAACUAGCCAGUUGCUAAGAUGCUUCAUUUAUGAAAAACUCAAAUUGGCAUCUUCCUGUAAUGAUGUUUCAAAACUUACUGCCACUGUAGUUACUAUUUCUGUGUUCAUUUGACUUGUACCACUUUUGGAUAUAUGAGAUUUAACUAAAACAUUAGCGUAGGAUAUUAUCUUUAACUAAAUACAUUUUGUGCAAAUACAAUUGUGAGAAUAAAAACAAUGUUUAAAAUCAACCACUGAUCCACCAGAUUCAAUGUGUACUUUAUAUUAUAUACAGUAGGGGAGCACAAAGUAUGCAUUUAAAUGAUUUUUUAGUCCUCGCCGAUGUGAUGUGGUGAAUUUUCAUUGGCUGCACUAAUGUUUAAAAACUGCCUGAAGUCCAUGAUGUCACCCAUACUACCAUUGCUUAUGUUUUAUAAAACCAAAGAGGGUUGGUAAGAUUGCAUUUUAUUGUUAUUUUACCAUUAUUUCUCUUUUGUUAAGAUAUUUUUACAUGACUGACUGUGUUUAUCUCUGUGGGGUUUAGGUUUUGUCAAUGCUCAAAGAAAUGUCUUAAAGGGAUAGUUCACCCAAAAAUAAAAAUAAAAUAUUUCUUGCUGAACAUAAAAUAAGUUAUUUUGAUAAAUAAUGGUAACAAUGCAGUUGACAGCACUCAUUGACUUCCAUAAUAUUUUUUCUGUCAACCAUCAUCUUGCAAAAUAUCUUCAAUUUUUUGGUCAAACUAUCCCUUUAAAGUCUGUGUAAAGUCUGAUACUAAACAUGUUCUCAGUUUGUCACAACGCAGAAAAUGUGUUAUUAACCACCCAGACAAAUUUGCAUGAUAAAAAAUAAGCGUUCAAAUUUUUCUCUGCUCUCAAACGCUGGGGGCGUGUCCCCUGUCAGGGCUGAAACCCCGCCCACUCACGGGAAAGCUUCCGCCUCUCUCAACUUUUAAAUACCUUUACGCCCUGAAUGGAUGCUCGCAUCGUGAUUGUGUUGGGGUUGCAUGUGUCAUCAAGCCAUGAUUUUAAUCUCGCCCCAAAAAAUACUCAGAAAUGGAGAAAACUGUUUAAUGACUUUACACAGACUUUAAUUUCAUGGUUUAAAUGCUUCAUUGGAUACAAAAUGGUUUCACCUACUUAGCAAAUGUUUUUUUUUUAAAGCUGUACCUGUUUAAUUAGAUACUCUGUAAUGAAAAACAUGAAUCAAGACAUUAUUAUUGUAAUAUUCUGAUACUGAAGAACAUCUAUGUAAUCUACUUUUAAAACUCAAUUCCUGAUCAACAUUUAACAUGCAUUCACUCAAUGUAACUCUCUCUCUCUCUCAGAUGCUAUAAGAUAAAACUGCCUAACACAGUAACGUGAUGAAAUAUCCCAUUGUUGUUAUCUGAAUGUACGUGUCUGUUGUCCUAUUGCAUCGUCCUAUGCGGUUUCCUCUGUGUUGAAAAGAGAACGUAUCUCGUUGUAAUUUUCCGUCUGUAAUUUUUCUGUAAGUCUCCUGGUGGUUGUAUUUUGGAAAAAUAUGUUUCUAAUUUAGUGUAUUUCUUUUUAAAGUUACUGUAAAUUCUCUCACCCACCUUCCUCUCUCUUUGUUGAUGAAUUGUAUGCAUGCAUAUGAUCUGUGCACUGUACGUGAGGUUGUAAGUGAUAUUUCUGUGUGUCCUCAGUGUUUACCGAGCGCUUCACCUGUUGGCCUCACUGCAUGCAUCUGUUAUAGACAGAUUUUAGACUGUAACAUUCCUGCCAAAUGGAAUCACCACACACGGAUAAUAAAGUGAUUUCAUAUCAGUU